Scomber scombrus (Atlantic mackerel) is the source of this 3583-nucleotide messenger RNA. RefSeq names its product serine/threonine kinase 10 (gene stk10). The transcript is spliced from 20 exons. Lineage: Eukaryota; Metazoa; Chordata; Actinopteri; Scombriformes; Scombridae. The record is from RefSeq and is a predicted model, not a curated record. Gene Ontology annotation, biological process: protein phosphorylation. Gene Ontology annotation, molecular function: protein serine/threonine kinase activity; ATP binding. The coding region runs from base 296 to 3385 and encodes 1029 amino acids.
UGUUUCUGACGGCAGGUGGUCACCGUGCGUCCAGCUCUUCAACCCAGCUUGUGAAUGGGACUAUGACAUGUUUUAACCUCAGAGCCUUCAGAGUCCGGGUUUGAAAUGGACGGAGUAGAAUAAGUUCUUUGAAGCUUCGAAGAAGUGUGGCUUUUUUCUUUUCCAAAAGACGCGGAAAGUGAAGCUUGUGAAUAAGUUUGACGGGCUGCGCCACACUGCGUGCGUAAUGCUUUGCGAGUAGAGAUCCGAAUAUUUUGAUAGUUAUUUGAAGUUGAAUGUUGUAGCAUUGUAAAUAAUGGCGCUCGCAAGGUUUAGCAAAAUACUUCGUCUGCCCACUAUUGAAAUAAAGAAGAAAGCCAAGCAGUACGAGCACGUCCACCGGGACGUGAAUCCUAACGACAUAUGGGCAAUUAUUGGCGAGCUGGGGGAUGGCGCGUUUGGAAAGGUCUACAAGGCCCAGAACAAGGAGACAGGAGCUCUGGCUGCAGCCAAAGUGAUUGAGACAAAAAGUGAGGAGGAGCUGGAGGACUACAUCGUUGAGAUUGAUAUCCUGGCUAAAUGUGACCACCACUAUAUCGUCAAGCUGCUCGAUGCAUUUUAUCAUGACAACAAGCUAUGGAUCAUGAUCGAGUUCUGCCCUGGAGGUGCUGUGGAUGCCACAAUGCUAGAGUUGGAUCGUGGACUGACAGAGCCGCAGAUUAAGGUGGUUUGUCGGCAGAUGCUUGAGGCUCUGGUCUACCUCCACAGCAUGAAGAUCAUUCACAGAGACCUGAAGGCUGGUAACAUCCUCCUCAUGCUGGAAGGGGACAUCAAACUAGCUGAUUUUGGCGUUUCGGCAAAAAACACCAAGACCCUACAAAGAAGAGAUUCUUUCAUCGGGACGCCAUACUGGAUGGCUCCAGAGGUGGUCAUGUGUGAAACGAUGAAGGAUGCUCCGUAUGACUACAAGGCUGACAUCUGGUCUCUAGGAAUCACUCUGAUUGAGCUCGCCCAGAUUGAACCUCCUCACCAUGAGCUCAACCCCAUGAGGGUGCUGCUGAAGAUCGCCAAGUCAGACCCCCCCCACCUGGAGCAGCCACACAAAUGGUCACAAGAAUUUAAAGAUUUCCUGAGGAAAGCUUUGGAUAAAAACCCAGAAGCCCGUCCGACUGCAGCACAGCUCAUGGAGCACCCUUUUGUGAAAUCACAGACGUCUAACCGUCCGCUGCGGGAGCUGGUGGCCGAGGCCAAAGCUGAGGUCAUGGAGGAAAUAGAGGACAAUAGAGAGGAAGGAGAGGAAGACGACGCCAUCGAGCUCACUGCGUCUCCCAGUAAGGAACCAUGCCAGACCAGUCAGACCAGUUUGGAAGGAGACCAAUCUCUGGGCACACCAAGCCCCACAACACCCUCCCCAACCACACCAAUGCCUUUACCCAGGAAGGGAGCCGAGUCAGAGGGGCAGCCAGAACCCGACAUGGUGGUCCCUAUUCCCCUACCACGGCAGAAUCUCCCUCCAAAAGACCAGGUGGACCUGGGAGACAAGCUGCCCAAUGAAGACAUUCUUGAGUCAGAGAAAUCUGAGAGUGACGCCUUAACCAAGACUUCCAGCUCAGACUCGGGCAUUGAGGAUGGGAAGAGUACCCCCACAUCUGAGGAGGAAAAGGUUUCUGUGGAGACCCCGGAGACAGAACAGCCACCAUCUCUCCCCAAACCUGAGACAUCUGAGGAAAAUAUUGACAUCAUCAUCAUGCCCAAGAUCCAGAUAACCGAGGAAAAGAGCAACGUUAUGACUAACGGAGACGUACCAACUCCAGUCCCUUCGACACCCACCCCUGAGCCAUCUUCUGCUCCAACCCCAGUACCGACACCACGUUCUGGGCUGAAUGAUAGUGUAACCACGGGCACCCCAAAGCGGGCAUCGACAGGAGGAAAUGCUGAGACUGUCUCACCUUAUAUCAACGGAGGGAUAAUCAACAAACGGUACUCUUAUUCAGGGAGCAUGGCGUCAGAGAGCAUGGACAUGUCAAUCAACAGGGAAAACAUCUCCAUGUCUGCAAGGGACUUUUCAAGUAAGACUCUGAAGCGGACUAGGAAGUUUGUUGUUGAUGGUGUGCAGGUGAGCGUGACUACCUCCAAGAUCAUCAGGGAUGAUGAGAAGAAGGAUGAGGAAAUGAGAUUCUUGAGACGUCAGGAGCUGCGUGAGCUCCGUUUGAUGCAGAAAGAAGAGCACCGUGCUCAGGCUGUUCUAAACACCAAACUCGAGUCCCAGAGAGAACAAAUGCAGAGGCGUUUUGACCAGGAGAUGCAUGCCAAGAAGAAGCACUACGACAUAGAGCUAGAGAACCUUGAGAAGCACCAGAAGCAGACUAUUGAGAAGAUGGAGGCAGACCACAAUGUUAAACUCAGAGAUGAGACUAAACGCAUCAAAGUACAGCAGGAACGCGACCACCACAAGUUCCAGGAUCAGUUAAAACACAAGAAAAAAGAGGUGAAACAAUCUGUUGAUAAGCUGCCCAGAAGUCAGCGGAAAGAAUCUUUGAAGCAGGGGAUGCAUAAUUUCCAAGACAUGAAGAUUAGAGAGGAAGAUAAAUUCUUGGCAGGUCAGAAGAACCACCUUGACACCACACUGAAGAGAAUCACCUCCAACAACAAGAGAGAGAUUGCAGAGACAGAGAGGAUAUGUCUUGACAAGAAGCACCACCUUAUACGAGAGCGUGAAGCUACAGUUUGGGACAUGGAGGAGAAGAACCUUUAUGAGAGACACCAGUUAUUGAAGCAGCAGCUGAAAGACCAGUACUUUCUCCAGAGGCAUCAGCUUCUCAAGAAACAUGAGAAGGAGCAAGAACAGAUGCAGUGUUACAACCAGCGGAUGAUUGAGAUUCUGAAAGCCCGGCAGCAGCAGGAGAAGAACCGGCUACCCAAGAUUCAGCGUGGUGAGGCCAAAACCCGCAUGGCCAUGUUUAAGAAAAGCCUUCGCAUCAACUCGACAGGAAGCGCUUCAGAGGACAGAGAGAAGAUAAAACAGUUUUCACAGCAGGAGGAUAAGAGGCAGAAGGCAGAGAGGCUGCAUCAGCAGCAGAAACACGAGAACCAGAUGAGGGAGAUGAUUGGUCAGUGUGAAAGCAAUAUCAGAGAUCUGCAGCAGCUACAGAAUGAAAAAUGCCACCUGUUGGUUGAGAAUGAGACCCAGAGGCUCAAGCAGUUGGAUGAACAACACAACCAGCUGAUGAAGGACUGGAGGGAUCAGCUGAAACCCAGAAAGAAGGCCCUUGAAGAGGAGCUAAACAUGAAGAAAAAGGAGCAGGAGGCUUUCUUCAGGAUGAGUGAGAUUUCUGAUUGCCCUAACCCCAGUUCUCCCACCAAACUCUCCAAGUUCGUGCCUUACCCAGAGUCUUCCACCACAUAAUAAAACUGAUGCUGUACAAUUUCUCCAGGCUACUGUUAGCACCCAACACAUAACCAUACACACACUCACACACCCAUAGGCAUUACAAUUGCCUGCUGCCUCUGUUUUUAGUUGCUUAAUGGCAGCAUGAUUUCCCUCCAUUAGAUUCAUUUAAUGUUUUAGUGAAUAUUUAUGUUUUAACUUCUAAGCAUUUUUCUU